Messenger RNA from Ceraceosorus bombacis, 2230 nucleotides. Lineage: Eukaryota; Fungi; Basidiomycota; Exobasidiomycetes; Ceraceosorales; Ceraceosoraceae. The record is from the annotation of a GenBank genome assembly.
AUGGACGCUCUAGCUUACACGGAGCCCGAUUGGGUGCUCCUCUUGAUCAUCGCUGCUUUCAUCGUUGGAUUGAGUCGUGAGGACCAGCGAUCGUCUUGAUGAGGCACUGCAACCCUUGAUCACAACUGACCCCCCUCAUUCCUCGUCGUCCCCUCGCAGUGCUUCACUGGGCCCUCUCGGCCACACUGUAUGCGGGCUUGUUGGGCCAAUUACUACUUGGCGCAGUCUUUGGCACGCCUCUGCUGCGUCUUUUGCCGCAAACGUUUGAGCAGACGGCACAACAGCUUGGAUACGUUGGCCUGCUCCUCCUCAUUGCGCGAGGAGGCAGCGAGACGCGUCUGGAUGUGCUCUCGCAGCCUCGCAACUUGCUGCUCUCCAUCCUCGUAGGACUGACAGGCAUAGGUCUCCCCAUCGGUCUCAGCUUUGCUCUGCUCACUUUGCCUGCGUACGGCUACUCGACGCUCCAGGCAUUUUCGACGGGCGCUGCGCUCAGUGCGACUAGCCUCGGUACCGUCUUUGCAGUCUUGGAAGCGCUUUCACAGAGUCUCAAGAGCGAGGAAGCCACGCCUGACAAGCGUGGUCAUCUUGAACAGACGGCACCAAAAGAUGAAGCUCUGAUCAGGCAGACUGGCGCGGUAACAUCUGGCAAUGAAGGUGCAGCGAUCCAUCCCGGCGGCCCAUCUGCUGCAUCGCCUGCGGCGAUCAAUACCGCGCAGGGCGACGCGGCCCACAAAUCAUCUGCUUUGCGUUGCGAGCCAAAGCCAACAUCCCAGCUGGGCACCUCGCGCAUCGUCUCCAUUCUCGUCAGCGCCGCCUUGCUGGACGACGUCAUUGGACUAGUGUUGGCCAGCGUCGUGACGAGCUUGGGUCAUGCAGAGAGCGCCGAGGCGGCACCCUCUACAUCCCGUUGGCCUCUUGCUCGUCCCGUCGUUGCGAGCUUUGCACUGAUACUGGUGACCGUGACUGUCUGUCGUCUGGCGGCCUACGUAGUUUUACUGCUGGCGAGGCGCUCAGAGCAAAGUCGACCCGAGGUGCAAGCGAUCCGCACGCGUCGAAUCCUCUUGAACUUUGUCAAGACCCACGCAUCGUCCAUCUCCUCAUUGCUUCUGAUCGCUUGCAUCUGCGCAUUCGUAGCCCUCGCUCAUGUCAGUGGCAGCACGAUGCUGCUAGGCGCUUUCUGUGCAGGAGCAAGCACAACUUGGCGUGAGUUUGCGUCGAGCCUUCUCACUACGUGCGUGCUACCUGACACGCCCCGAUGGCCUCCUCGCAUCAACAGUUCAUUCGCGUCUCGUCGAGAUUAGGAGGACCGUCGCCGAAGAACACGUCACGAUCAACUCCACCGUCACUGCGAGCUUGCUAGAUCAACUCGAGCCAGGAAAAGCCUGGGCUAAGCUGGAGGAGAUUACGGGUGAGCAAUUGCACACUUUGCGUUGCAAAAAGGCAAGCUGACCCAUUCUGGCUUCACACCCGCAGCAUACAUCCUGGUACCAUUCUUCUUUUCCUCUAUUGGCAUGGCUAUCCCCGUCAGGCAGCUCUUCACCCCGUCAGUCGUCUGGAAAGGCUGGGUCUACGCAUGUGUCAUGGCAUUUGCAAAGGUGCUUCCUGGCUUAUGGAUCUUGCUUGCCCAACGCUUGGAGAGUGCUCUGAGCAGACGUGUCGAGGCGCCAAAUCACGUCACUCGCACAUCACCCCAACAUGCGACACUUUGUCCGGGGGCAGAGCGGUCGGGAGAGGCUAGCGAUAGCAUCGCGCUCGACGUCGAGUUGAGGGCUGCGCCGCAGGACUUUCCUGCUCGAGCGCCAGUCAUCUCCUCCGAUGGUGCUGUCCGAUCGGCUUGGCGACCUGCACUCCUCUUGGGUCUGUGUUUGGUUAGUCGAGGAGAAGUCGGUUUCAUCAUCAUCAACCUCGCAAGAGGUGAGUGAAGCAAUCUUGUCGGCUCUAGCUCGUCUGAUCCUCCUUCGAUGCUGACCGCCGUGCGACCCUUGCAGAGGCCGGCAUCUUGCCAGCAUCGUCGCCGCAAGGCAACGACGCUUUCAACAUUGGUGUCUGGGCCAUCGUCCUGAACACUCUGUUCGGCCCGCUUGCGGUUGGAUUUUUCCUCAAGUCGAAGAUCACAAACAAAGCGAGCGAUCCCACACGUCUGCAUCGGUCAAGCCAAGACGAAAAUGCUCGCGAAAUACGGAACAGCGUGGCAGAAAGUAUCUUGCGAGGACCUUGGGGUGCUGCUUGA